Molecule: messenger RNA, 1218 nt
Organism: Amblyraja radiata (thorny skate)
Lineage: Eukaryota; Metazoa; Chordata; Chondrichthyes; Rajiformes; Rajidae
Product: quinone oxidoreductase
Cellular component (GO): cytosol
Molecular function (GO): zinc ion binding; quinone reductase (NADPH) activity; NADPH binding
Source: RefSeq, a predicted model, not a curated record
CUGUAGCUCAGUCCCUGGUGAAGUGCCCUCUGCCAGGGUAACGUACUCCGUACGCCCGUGGGUGGGCAUGGCGUCCGGCAGGGCAGCGGGGUCCCUCAUGCGGGCAGUGCGAGUGAGCGAGUUUGGUGGUCCAUCAGUCCUCAAGCUGUGGGCAGACGUGCCCAUACCCGAACCUGCUGACCACCAGGUGCUGAUUCGUGUGCACGCGUGUGGCGUGAAUCCCGUGGAGACCUACAUGCGAUCUGGAACGUACGCCCGGAAGCACCUGCCCUGGACACCAGGGAACGAUGUGGCGGUGUCAUUGAGCAAGUGGGGCAGCACGUCACCGCCGUCAAGGAAAGGAGACCGCGUGUUCACGUGUGGGACCGUGAGCGGUGGAUACGCUGAGUACACCAUCGCUGCCGGGGACACCGUUUACCCGUUACCGAACAGUCUGAGCUACAAGCAAGGGUCGGCGAUCGGCACACCGUACUUCACCGCCUACCGAGCCCUCUUGCAAAAAGGCCAGGCCAAGGCAGGAGAGACCGUCCUGGUCCACGGGGCCAGCGGAGGGGUGGGGACGGCAGUCUGUCAGAUCGCCAGAGCGCUGGGCAUGAAGGUUCUGGGCACGGCUGGCACACCAGAGGGCAUGCGUCUGGUGGAGAACAGCGGGGCGCACAGGGCCUUCAACCACCGACAAACAGGGUACACCGACAUCAUAGAGAUUGUGGGCUGUCGGGGCAGCAUUGAGAUUAAUCCCAGAGAUACCAUGGCCAAGGAGAGCAGCAUCAUUGGUAUUUCGCUCAGUUCAGCAACCAAGAAGGAGCUGCAGGAGACGGUGGCUGCACUGUUGGCGGGGAUGGAGGUGGGCUGGCUGCGGCCGGUGGUGGGGUCCGAGUUCCCGCUGGACCAGGCGGCCCUGACCCACGAGCUGAUCAUGCAGGGGGGGGCGUUGGGCAAGAUGAUCCUGAUCAUCUGACCCACGGACUGUGUGGGGAGAGGAGGCAACUCACAGGGACAACCGGCACCACGCGUGGAACAGCACAGCCACAGGCCAUUCGGCCCACAUGAUGCCAAGUUCAACUCUUCUCUUCUGCCCCAUAAAUGAUUGGAGCAGAAUUAGGCCACUCAGCCCAUCAAGUCUCCACCAUUCAAUCGUGGCUGUUCUAUCUCUCCCUCCUAACCCCAUUCUCCUGCCUUCUCCCCAUAACCACCCGCAUUAAUCCAUAUCUCUCCAUU